Messenger RNA from Cyprinodon tularosa, 2310 nucleotides. RefSeq names its product KIAA1191 ortholog. Gene Ontology annotation, cellular component: cytoplasm. NCBI's taxonomy places the organism in Eukaryota, Metazoa, Chordata, Actinopteri, Cyprinodontiformes, Cyprinodontidae. The transcript has 9 exons. The coding region runs from base 367 to 1341 and encodes 324 amino acids. The record is from RefSeq and is a predicted model, not a curated record.
UCAGUCGUUGCUGUUGUGUUUCUUCUCUGUUUGCUGUUUGAUCAAAAGUCAUGGACCUGCUAACCGGUGAACAAACAUGCUGUGUCUAUUCCUUCCAUCUGCUGCUUGAUCCUCGCUACAUCUGAUUGUUAUUUACUGUUUUUACGGCCUGACAGGAGGGAAGGCUGAGGCGAAGCUGAGAGAAGAGACUCCCUCUGACUGAAACUCAUAUUGAUGACACUCCUGUACAGUAACCAGAUUCUGCAGUUCUAUUUAAAGCAGAUCAGACAAGAGAAACUUUCCUCUGAUUUCAUUCAAGUUUGUCACGCUGGGCAUAGAGUCCACCGUCUUUCUUUUGUGGCGAAACCCCUUGUUCUGGUGUAAAAAAUGGCCUCAGGGCAAGGAGACAUUCCAGCACUUGAGUUCGGCAUGUCUGGCCUCUGCACUGCUCUAUCAUCUCCCACUGGAAUAGCUCGCCACAACAUUUGCUAUGAUGAGCACAUGGAUACCCCCAUGAACCACCCACCUGCAGACAUGACAGUCAACAUCUUCUGGAAAGAUCCUCUCAUCCCUCAGCACAGGUUCCGGAACAUAGUUGAGGUAAGCGAGAAUGGCAGUAAAUUACCUCCACGUGAAGCAUCAGUACCACCCAGGUCCCCAGGACCUGUUGUGAAAGCCAAAGCCACCAAACUGAUGAGCUCCCUUAUGGCAAGGCAGUCCCAGGAAAACUUGCAGAAGUUUGAGAGCCAGGCAGGACUGACUGAGGCUGUUUAUUCCCCCCACAAGGGCCUCACUGCUGAGGAGACCCAUUUUCACCGAACAGCUGAUGGAAAAGUGCCAAAGCUGAGAAUGACAAGUGGGGACUACAAAGAGGACAGGCUUUCAACAUCUACACAACCGACCCCAAGUGGCACCCCUUCUGUUACCCCGUCUGUUACCCCCAGUGUUACUCCCGUCUCUUCUCCAGCUGUUAAUCGCAGGAACUGGUUCCAGCUAAGUUCGGCCCCUUAUCUUGCUGCUCCAGAGCUCAGACCCGACCCCAAUACAGACAUGGGAGGAAAUGAGGGAGGAGGAGGAGGGUUAGAUAAGUGGAACUUCUUUGGAACCCGGUCUGUGGUACACAAGUCCCCCACGGAUCCAGGCUCUGAAACCAGCACAGGUUUCUUGCAGUCCUACUUCGGGCUGCAGAAGUCCUCUACAAUGGAUGGCACCAGCACGCAGAUCAACCUAAAAGUGGAGGACCCUGCCAACUUCAUGCCCCCUAAGAUUGAAAUCUCAGAGACUGAGGCUAAGCGGAUUUCUCCGCGGCUGCACAAACUCAAACCUCGGGACAUGAAUGUUUUAACACCAUCAGGUUUCUGAAGCCAGACCAGACGUCUACUCCCCAUUUCCCUCUCACCCAUGGUUGCACCAUUUGCUUUCCCUUCUUCUGCCUCCUCUGCUUCCCUGCAAAUUCCCUGAGGCUGAGAGGAUGGAGGACCACCGUACAGUAUUGGCAUAUCAGCUCAGGAGACACUACUGCAAUGUUACAUCUCCUAGUAGACUUCUUCAUCUGUUUCAUCUGAAUUAGUCUUACCCCUGAAACUACCAACUCAUUGGUCCAUUUAGAUAAAUAUAAGAUGAACUGAAUAAGAAAUUUGAGACCUUUAAGUUGUUUUUAUUCAUGUGAUACUUAGUGGGUGGAUUGGAAUGAACUGACCGGGUCAAAUUGUUUGCAAUUGAGAUUGGAAGUUGUGUAUCUUUUCUGAUCUUUGCAAAGAGUCACUUUACCGUAGCCUCUGAUACUAAGCUGAACUCAAAUUUCAGUUGAAAAUACAGGGAUGCCUGCAUUGUAAUUUUUAGUUUUUUUUUGUCGUAAUUUUAAAUAAGCUCAUAGGUUUACUGUUAUUGUGCUUCUCUGUGUCAGCAUGCAGAGUACAGCCUAGUGUGUGACUGAUAACAAUGUGCCUAAACUUGCAGCAUGCUAGCUUUUGGCGUAAGAGUGGGCCCUUUUUUUUAUCAUGUUAAAGAGUGUGUUAUUUCACUCUCAAAUGUAAUGUUGUGAAUUGAUUGUUUUUAUAUUUUAAUUUCCUUAUUACUUUAUGUUCUUUCUUUACAUCAAGCUUAAUUUAAGGUAGUUGAUAUUUUGAAUUUAUGGCACAAACUACUGCAAUGCUAAAAAAAAAACAAGCUAAAAAGACUUUAGCAUUGAAGUGGUACCUUUCCGUUUCUAUUUUCAUUUUGUUUUGUGUGUUCAAGAACUUGGCAAGUUGGAAAACAAGUUGAAUUGUGCCAGAUUGAACAGGGAGGCGCAGCUUCUGGAGUCUACAAUAAAUCAUUCAUAACAAAGAG